GAAGUUGAAAAUAUGAAAAUAUUGAUCAGCUGUCAAACUGGAUUUUAUAGUUUUGGUUUUGCAAUCAUUUCUUGUAAAAAUAUUUUGAUUUUAAAUACUUUAAUUGUAGAACAAGUGUAGCACACUAUUUUUAAAUAAUGACCACUGCAGCUCGCCCUACAUUUGAGCCUGCUAGAGGAGGACAAGGAAGAAAUGAGAAAGAUCUUAGUGCUAUUUCUCGACAAUAUUCAAGUAGAGAUUUACCAGGACACACGAAAUUAAAAUAUAGGGAACAUGGACAAGGAACUGUUGAUGAAAACAGAACUAGAGAUUUCAGAAAAGAACUUGAUGACCGUGAAAAAGACAAGAGAUCUACAGGCAGGGGUGGUGAUCACGCCAAACGAUUAAAAAUUGACCAGGUUCCAGCUGCUAGUUUGGAUGCAGAUGAUCCUCUAGAAGAAGAUGACUCAGAUUCAGAUGAUGACAAUGACGAUACCGAAGCUCUCCUAGCAGAACUUAACAAAAUCAAACAAGAAAGAGCUCACGAAAUGGCAAAGAAAGAAGUGGAAAAGAGACAUGAGGAAGAGAGGAUAAGAAUGGAGAAUAUCUUAAGUGGAAAUCCUUUAUUGGUGCAUUAUUCGUCAGGUUCAAAUAAAACGGACCAUAAGGUGAAGAGAAGAUGGGACGAUGAUGUUGUGUUUAAAAACUGUGCUAAAUCUGAACCACAAAAAGAAGCCAAUGUCUUUAUUAAUGAUUCUUUAAGGUCCGAGUUUCAUAAAAAGUUCAUGGAAAAGUAUGUCAAAUAAUUUUUGUACAUCUAGUUUUAGUACUUUAUCUGUAAAAUAAAUCAUUAACAUCAACAUUUUUGUACAGCUGGUUCCUAAAAAAACUGAUACGACUCUUAGUAAGAUUUGAUUAUUUUGAGCAGUGUAUUUGAUUGGUCUGGUAUUAUAUUAUAUGUAUUAUGACAGACAAAUAAUAAAAUAAAGAAACAAACAACCAUAGGCGUAACCAGGGGGGGUUUUGGGGGUUGUAACCCCCCCCCCCAUUGGGAUGUACUUUGAGCUCUAUACGCUUAACACCAUAGCCCUCAGAGACCUUCCAGUAGUUGUAACCCCCCCCUUUCAGGUAGUUGUAACCCCCCCCCCCUUAGGAUCAUCCUGGUUACGCCUAUGCAAACAACUGAUUAAUAUUUUAAUUCAUAUAUUAAAAUAAUAUAAAUAUCAACAUCAUAUUAAAAGGAUUCCCUUCUAAUCUCUCAAAAAGCGUAUGAUAUUCAUGAGCAGUAGAUAUUUUUGGCCUUCCAGAACCUUGCUCUCUUUCGAGAGUUUCUUGUUUUCUCCAUCUUUUAUUAAUCUUAAAAACUGUUGUUUUGCUUACGUUAAAAUUAUUCGCUACAGUAGAUAGUGACUAACCAUCUUCUAAUUUCGUUACAAUUCUUGCUUUUAGUUCUUUGCUAGCAUGUGGAGCCAAUUUUUGAGGUUGAACAAAAUAAUUUAUCUGACAAAUUUUAAGAUUUAGCAGUGACAGUGACAGUAUGUAAAUAUAAGUACACCUGGUUCCAAAAAAAACUGAUACGACUCUUGAAGCGUAUUUUGUAGAAAAUUGAGGAGUGUAUUUUGAAGGAUAAAUACUAAAUAUUUACAUACUGUCAAUGUCACUGCCAAAUCUUAAAAUUUGUCAGAUAGCUUAUUCUGUUCCACGGUUAUUAGACUUUAUUAUAAAUCUUUAUUAUUAGGAAUACUUUCUCCGCAGCUGAGGGUAUCUUAUCAACUGUAUUGUUUUUAAACAAUAGAUGAUAAAAUAAAAAUAUUGACAGUUCAAAAAUGUGAACAUUAUUGCAUUGUGUGUGGCCUAAGUUUGGGCUGAAAACUGAAAUGUAUUACAUUUUUACAAAAUUUUGGAAUAUGUUUAAUUAUGUAGACCAAUUUUAACAGUUGUUUUCAAUACUCUACAAAUAGUUUCUAAUGUCUUUUGAUGUCAAAUAAUUAGGGAGCUGGAAUUCAACAGUUUAGAAUUUUACAUUGAGUUAAUGCAAAAUUGUGACGCAUGUCAAAAUUCUCAAUGUAUUUUAAUUGUAGGUAUUCAUUUUUUCGAAUCCUGAGAAAACUAAUAAAUAUUUAUGAAAAAUUUAAGCUCCGAAUGAAAGACUAUAUUAUUACCGAGGGCUGAAAGUCCCUGAAAACUUCUAUAAUAUUUAUUUUAAUAAGUUACAGGGCUGAAAAUAAAAGAGAAGUGUGAUAUUUAAUUUCAAAUAUUUCAUUCAAUAGAAACUGAUUGUUUAUUCUAAGGGGCUUUCCGCCCUCGGUAAUAAUGUAAUCUUUCAUCCUGCGUUUAAAUUUUUCUAAAAUACUUAUUAGUUUUUUCAUGAUUCGAAAAAAAUCAUAUUACGAUUCAAAUGACAGUACUCUCGUAACGUAAUCCACGUUUGUUGUGUAUUUGUUGUAUAAUUUGUUGUAUAAUCCACGUUUACAAUAAUUAUGUGAUCUAUUUGAUGUAAAAACUAUCAUUUAUAAUAUACUCUUUAUAAAAUACAGGAAUUCAAAAUAAUAUAAACAUUUAGACCUUAAUAAUUAGUACAAUUUAUGAAUUAACAUAAUAUGUAAUCAGUUGCUUAUUGUUUGUUUAUUUUAUUAUUUGUCUGUCAUAAUAAAUAUAAUGUCAGAUCAAUCAAAUACACUGCUCAACAUGAUCAAAUCUUACUAAGAGUCGUAUCAGUUUUUUUAGGAACCGGCUGUACCUAUUUGUCAUUCAAAAUACACUGCUCAAUUUUUUACAAAAUACCCAUUAAGAGUAGUAUCAGUUUUUUUUUGGAACCAGCUGUAUAUCACUUAAAUCAUUGUUGAUUGUAAACAAUUUCUAUAAAAAUAUAAUUGGGAAAAUGAAACAUA
Diabrotica virgifera virgifera (western corn rootworm) is the source of this 2870-nucleotide messenger RNA. It is a transcript of the gene c12.1, whose product is annotated as protein CWC15 homolog. Bases 138 to 785 code for a protein of 215 amino acids. Gene Ontology annotation, biological process: mRNA cis splicing, via spliceosome. Gene Ontology annotation, cellular component: catalytic step 2 spliceosome. NCBI's taxonomy places the organism in Eukaryota, Metazoa, Arthropoda, Insecta, Coleoptera, Chrysomelidae. Gene Ontology annotation, molecular function: RNA binding. The record is from RefSeq and is a predicted model, not a curated record. The transcript has 2 exons.